This is a messenger RNA of Rhododendron vialii, 2031 nucleotides long. RefSeq names its product tRNA (guanine(37)-N1)-methyltransferase 1. Gene Ontology annotation, cellular component: cytoplasm. The coding region runs from base 69 to 1877 and encodes 602 amino acids. Lineage: Eukaryota; Viridiplantae; Streptophyta; Magnoliopsida; Ericales; Ericaceae. The transcript is spliced from 10 exons. Gene Ontology annotation, biological process: tRNA N1-guanine methylation. The record is from RefSeq and is a predicted model, not a curated record.
ACCGCGGGCAACUUCCACCACUUGACUGUUAUAUUUCCCGGGUAAAUUCACAUCGCCGCCAAAAACUCAUGCUCCAUGCUCGACCCACCAUGCUCACCAAAUUCCUCCCCCUCUCCCACUCUCUCACCUUCCCCUUUCUCUCUCCUCCCCGCCUCCUCUUCCCCAAACCCCUCUCCCUCUCUCUCAUCCCCGCCGCCGCAACCCUAGACCAAUCCUUCUCCUACGGGCCUUCCCUCCGCAAAGGCCACAGAUCCUCCCACCACCGUCCGCCUCACUUAAAAGAAGAACAGGGAGAAGGAGAAACAGAACACGACUACUCAAUCGACAGAGACUUCUUCACUCGCGCGUACGACAUCGCCGCCCUCCGCGUCCCGUCGGACCGCUGCUUCGACCUCGAAAGCCGCCUGCGUGGCCACCUCUUGAACUGGCCUCGAAUUCGCAACAUCGCUAGGGUUCCAGGCGACGAAAUGGAAGACGGGUUCAAAAAGCUCAUUAGUGAUGGAGAUGAUGAAGACGAGAGUAGUUUAGUCUCUCUUGAUCGGCGAAUCGUUGGGAAGGGUGAGGGAGACGGCGAGUUGUUGAGUCCGGUUUUGUACAGGGAUAAGCUGGCGAGGACGUUUAAUUCGCGCGGGUUUGUGAGGUUUAGGAAUUUGGCGAGGAUAUCUAGGCCGCCAAAGAAGAAGAAGAGGGGAGAGAGGGAGGGAGGGGGGAGGAGAGAGAGGGAGGGUGUGGGGAAGAGUGAGUUUUGUGUGGUGGAGGUAGUUGAGGAGGAGGGGGAGGAGGAUAUGAGUGGGUUGCUCGGGGAGGAGUUUAGGGUUACGAGGAAGUGGAGGGGUUCAACUCGGUUGUUGCUUUUGGAUGAGAAGUGUGCUGGGAAAAGGAUGGAGGAGUUGCCUGAGGCAAUUAAGGUGGUACUGAAUGAGAAUGGGAGGGAGGAGACAAUAUCGACUUUUGAGCUUGUGAGAUGCAAGCUGACUCUGUUUUAUGAUUACUGGCAGAUGAAUGAGAUUUUAGAGGCCUUGUUACCUGAAGGUGUGAUUGUUCCUUCAGCUUUUGAAACAGUUGGGCACAUUGCUCAUCUGAACUUGAGGGAUGAACAUUUUCCAUAUAAGAAGCUUAUUGCCAAGGUAGUCUUGGAUAAAACCAAGCCAAAGAUACAAACAGUUGUCAACAAGAUUGAUGCCAUUCAUAAUGACUUCAGAACCAUGCAGCUUGAAGUUUUAGCUGGAAACCGUUCCCUUGUGACUACUGUAGUUGAGAAUGGGUUGCGUUUUCACCUUGAUUUAGCAACAGUGUAUUGGAAUUCAAGGCUAGCGACUGAAAGGCAGAGGCUUCUGAAUUGCUUCACACGUGAUGACGUUGUUUGUGAUGUUUUUGCUGGGGUUGGCCCAAUAGCUAUAUCUGCAGCAAGAAAAGUGAAGCAUGUAUAUGCCAAUGAUUUAAACCCCCAUGCAGUUGAAUAUUUGGAAAGGAAUUGCGUCCACAAUAAGCUUGAGAGGAAGUUAGAUGUUUUUAACAUGGAUGGAAGGAGGUUCAUUGAUGCAGUAUUUGCGAGUCGAAAAUCUCAAUCCAUCACCCAAGUUGUUAUGAAUUUGCCAAAUGACGCUGCUGAGUAUCUAGACGUAUUCAAGGGAAUAUUUAGUACAAAGCCGAAAGAUAGAGGCAUUGCCUUACCAAAAAUCCAUGUUUAUGGAUUUUCAAAAUGCGAUGAUCCAGAAUUUGAUUUCCACGAGCGGAUAAGAAUUGCAUUAUCAGAAGUGGCGUUUGAGGUUGAAAUGAAUAGAGUCCGUCUUGUCGCUCCUGGAAAGUGGAUGUUGUGCGCAUCAUUCAUUCUCCCUGAAAGUGUCGCAUUCGCGAAAGCAACAACAAAUAUGUAAGUAAUUUGAAUUAGAAAGAUGAAACGGGUCCUAGAUUAGGUUACUUAACACUUCAACUAAUGAAAAACAUCAAAUUCUUUAGAUUUUGUUGUAGCAAUAAGGUAAAUGUAACAAUUUUGUAGCCUUAUGGUCAAUCCCAUAACUUUUGUCCCCA